This is a messenger RNA of Haliotis rubra (blacklip abalone), 11813 nucleotides long. RefSeq lists its product as uncharacterized. The record is from RefSeq and is a predicted model, not a curated record. Lineage: Eukaryota; Metazoa; Mollusca; Gastropoda; Lepetellida; Haliotidae. Gene Ontology annotation, molecular function: protein binding.
ACUGGUUGUUCACAGAGGCAGGGUUGUUCCCCUCCCUCUGAUCAUGUUUCAGGAGUGAAACAGGCCGUUCACGCACGCUGUCUCGAGCAGACGAGAGUUGGAGCAACAGAAGUUCGUAGCAGACGAUAUCGGGUCGCGUCUUUCAAGUGUGACUCAGGGAGUGCAACGCUCGUCCUUUCAAGCGAGCUGUUGUGUAUUUUGUACCUGUGGCUGAUUGGCCGCUCAACGCUGAAGGUGGGUCGAAACAAGCUGACCUGGAUAGCGGCUUACUCUGAGUUGUGGGAGCGAUAUAGUUAUGAAUACUUUGUGAACAGGCUGGGACGGUUAUGAAUGCAUGCUUGUUCGCCAUCUACUGUUGUUCGGCGAGGUAGGAAGGUCGCCUCACCCACCGCCUGUUUCUGAAAGGACGACACACGACAGUGUGUGAACGCAGGAAACGUUUGAGGAGUGUUUCAUCGCAACAGUAGGUGUCUGUGGGUUAGAUACAUCGUCGGCAUUUAGGAACAGGACCUGAUGCGAGUCGUAUGACAACUGUGUUUCUGAAGCUAUCCCAAGCCAAGUUCCCAUGUUUGGAUAUUAACUACAUGUGCUAAUAGAGGCUGCGUUUGUAGCAGACGACAAGGGACGAUGACACGGGAGGCUCCUCUCUCGUGUGUUGUUGUGAUUCUCCUUUCCGUAAUAGCUUGCUCGGAGGCUUUGACAUUCGGUGGAGACAUAACAACAUAUGCCAAAUUUCCCAAAUGGAAUGCCUGCAUCAACUCUUCUCUGAAAUUCGAGUUCAAGACCAGAAAGGAAGACGGCCUGUUGAUGUAUACAGAUGAUAACGGUCGUUACGACUUCUUCCAACUUGCCCUGAAAGGAGGACAGGUAAGAUUAUGGAUGAACGUGGUUGACGAAAAGGAUGGCGUGGUGCAGCUCGUGGUGGGCAAGAACCUCAACGACGGCAGGUGGCAUAACGUUGAGGUGAAGAGGAACAGAAUGAACACCACUCUGUUUGUGGACAGCUAUCAGAGUAGCAUGAUGUCCUUCGGAUCUGAUUUCCAGUUUGGAGAUCUUUACGAAAACAACUACGUCUUCUUUGGUGGCAUCCCUGAAGGAUACGAGGAUAAUCUGAAAGGAUUGGCCCUCCCAUCGUCCAUGUUCGAAUCUCGAUUCAAAGGAGAGAUUCGGAAUAUCCUUUACUUCAACUGCACAUGUAUACCUGUACGUGCGGAAAUGAUUGACAGUACGAACGUGUCCCGGAUACCCAGGGAAGCCUGCGAGAAGACCAACAACUGUCCAAGCCACUGUGCUUGUAUCAGUUUAGAUGAAGGCCCCGGGUGUGAAUGCUUUGAAACUCGACAAUGUGCAGACCAGUUUACCACCCGGUACUACCUUCCUAUGGACCAAGUGAACAACCGUGACCUUUGGAAUCCUUCCGGUCUGGACUCAAGGGUCUAUGGAGGCCCGGAUCUCAUCCAAGGCGCAAUCAAGAAGGCGAUCCGACUGAAUGGACGGACGCAGUAUAUCCGAGUAACGGGCCCUGGACAUAAGCGGGAGUGCUUUGGAAACUUGAAGGAAUGCUCUACAGGGUACUAUCUAGGAAUGUGGCUCAAGUUUGAUGGCGUUGGCAAUAGGCGUGGCGUGUACCUCUCCAACGGCGGCCACAGGUCGGACAACCACGGCAUCGCCAUGUACUACUCCAAGGGAAAGCUGGAGUACGUCUUUAAGAAACCCGACGGCAACGAGUGGACUGUCAUGUACGACAACCUUCUUGAAGGCCGGUGGUACCACGUGGCGGCUUCUUGGUCGGACUCCAUUGGACUCGUACUGCACAUUAACGGCGAACAGGUCGCUCAUGAUAUGAAGCCGACGAGAAGAUCGCCAGCGAGGGCGAAUGCCCGUUACAACGACUUCGUCAUUGGUCGGGCUAACGACAGGACGGGGACGGACAGACUGGGCGUCAUGACUGUGGACGAAGUGUUCUUUAUGUCCAUGUACAGGACCUUGAAAGAAAUUCGAGAAACGGGUCCAUUCUACAAAUACAACCUCAACUUUGACCAACUACAGGGUGAUCGAAUCUCUUCCUCCACGACCGAGGCGAUGGUCAGCCCGGGGGUGCGGCUGGUCCCUGGGAGGGUGGGGAGUGCUGUCAACUUGAGAGGUGGCUCUGAUUACGUCGACCUUGGCGACGUGAACGGUCUGUGCAUGGGCGACCUCAUCAACUGCCGCUAUGGGUUCUACGCCUCGAUGUGGGUGUCCUUCACAAGACUUGACAGCAACACACGUUACCUCUUUUCAUCACCAAAAGGUGUAAACGUCUUCUACACCGACAACCGUCUUCACGCCACCGCCUCCAUGUUUGACAGAUUCUGGGAGACCUACUACCAGGGCAUCACCACGGGCGUCUGGUACUUCCUGGAAGUCUCCUGGUCGAGAGAAAUGGGUCUCACCCUUUAUCUGAACGGAGUGAGGGUAGCCAGCCAGCCCACUGAUAAACACAAGAGCAUUCCUACCACCAACGACAAGAAGUUUUACCUUGGCCGGGCCAAUAACCCCGAGAGCUGGCAAAGGGGAGCUAACGUUGCUAUUGACAACUUCGAGGCAUUCUACGCUGACAGAGACAAGUUGAUUGAUGUUGGUUUCAUUGAAAGAAUUCGUCCAGUUGUUUACAAGUUCCCAUUACAAAAUCUUGAAGGAAAUCGUAUCCGUCACCCGUCCAUGGUCGUACGGACAUACGGAAAUCCAAAUAUGGUUCCUGGAAAGCUUGGCAAUGCUAUUAGACUGGAUGGUAGGUCCCAGUACGUAGACUUCGGCGACCACGCUAACACUUGCUUCGGCAACCUGGACAACUGUAACCAUGGUGCCACCAUUGCCUUGUGGAUGAAGCCAGAGAAGUUCCAGAGAGAUGCUUACUACUUCUCCACAGGCGGGAAUGGUAUAACCAUGUGGUACAAGAACAGACGUCUGCACGUCUCGGCCAAAACCUCCACGAAUACCUGGGAACUGUCCACUGAUGCUAUAGAUCCGAAGAUGUGGAACCAUGUGGAGGUGUCCUGGUCUGAGGAGAAGGGACUCCGUCUGUUCUCGGACAACCAGUUGGUGGCUUCCUCGGACAAGAGAAUGCCAAGGUCAUCCAGUAGUGGUGACAGUGGUCGUGUGUACCUGGGGAGAGGUAAUCUGGACAUGAGCACUGCCAAAUAUGGUGCUGGUCAGUAUGAUGAAAUGGAAUACUGGUACGCGGACAGGGACUACUUGUCUGCCUUCGGCUACAUCCACCGAGGUAAACCAAAGAAUUACAUCAUUGAUAUGGAAGAAAUCCAGGGUAAUCGUCUCGUCCACACCUCACUGCCAAUCCGCGUUGUCGGUAACGCGCGUCUCAUCCCCGGUAAAGUCGGCAACGCCCUGCAAGUCAGAGACCGAAGUCAGUUCCUGGACAUUGGAGACCGUUCAGAAGAAUGUAUGGGUAACCUUAAGAAGUGUCUUCAGGGGAUCACAAUAUCAGCCUGGAUUCGGUUCAAUAGAUUCGAGAACAACAUGGUAUACCUGUCUACUGGGCGUCACGGCCUCGUUCUGGUUUCCCGUAAUGGCUACCUAUACGCCAGCGCCAAGGGUGGGACUGAAGUAUCCAUCCCGUACCCCCAACAGGGCCGAUGGUAUUACACGGAGAUCUCCUGGUCACCUGACCAUGGCCUUGAAUUUUAUCUCGACAAUAAACUAGUAGCCAGUGACCCGGAUGCAAAGCUUGAAGACAUUAACGUUCGUUAUCCCGGAAGUUUCUACGUUGGCCGUGGUAACCAUGGUGAUACACCAAGCGGGGGAACUUCUACUGGCGGGAGUUUUGAUAUCGACGAGCUGGAAAUAUUGUAUGGCCGGCGUGAUGAUCUGUUAGCAUUGGGUUACAUCGACAGACCGGAUUUCUAUGGCUAUGAGGCUUUCUUCAUGGAUGAGGCAAAUGGACCACGCGUGGUUCAUCCCAAAUAUAAUGUAACUCUAGUGAAUGGCGCUCGUCUGCAAAGAGGAAAGAUCGGUAAGGCUGCCUCCCUCACCAGAGGAGGGCAAUACGUAGACCUAGGACCUCACAAGGACAAGUGCAUGGGUAACCUUGUACUCUGCAAGCACGGGAUGACAAUCUCCUUCUGGAUGAGGCCAAGGAACCUGCGCGAGGGUGACGUCUUCCUAUCAAGUCCAACUUACUCCGUGUACUACCACAACAGAGAACUUGUCAGCAAGUUCAUGACGCCCGAGAAAUCUUGGACCGUCUCCACACCUAAUCUGAGAACUAACAGAUGGCAGAGGGUGACCCUUUCCUGGCAUCCCAUCAAAGGUCUGAAGAUGUACCUGGACGACAAAGAGGUGGAUAGUGCUGUUGGUGUUGAUGAAGCUCAAGGAGACGCUCCGGUUGGCAGAAACAUCUUCAUCGGCAAGGCUCUAGAUGAAGUAAACCCGACAAACACUGCCGAUAUUAUGAUGGAUGAACUCCAGAUUUGGGAUGAUGACAUUGACCAACUUAGGAGUUCUGGGUUGUAUGGAGUUGCUCCUAAGGAAAUACGCAUAGACCUGUCCCAGUACAGAGGUGGAUACAUAUAUCUCGACGGGCGUACCAUCCGAGGAUACGGUGGAAUCCAAGUCGUUGAUGGUCGUGGUGCUCCUUCUCUGAGGCUGAAUGGCAACCAACAGUACCUGGACCUUGGAUCCAACUUCACGUGUGCGGGUGACUUAGAGACUUGCAGACAGGGUGCUACAGUUCGGUUUGCUGUACGCCCACAACGUCUAACGAAUGGAAUGUACUUUAUCGACAGUUUUCCCGUGUCUGUGUAUUACCGGGACGGUCGUUUGAACGCAGAAAUGCAGACACCGGACAGAAAAUGGGAAGUAUCUGCAGCAGGCUUUGACCCUGGGAGGUGGCAGCAGGUGGAUUUGUCGUGGCAUCCAACGUACGGUCUGACGAUGUACCUGAACGGACAGAGGGUUGCUUCUCAAAGAGUCCCAACCUUCAGAGCACCAGUGACGAACCGGGAGUACAGGACGUUCUUUGGAGGCCCGCUGGUGCCGGGACAAGACAGGACAUACGUGAACGCCGACCUGGAGAAUUUGGAAGUGUGGAAUUCUAGGAGGGAGACUGUCCCCCUCUAUGUUCCUCCUGUCAGACCGACGCGGGCACCAGUCACCCCUGCACCCCCGAGGGUAACUCUCCCUCCCUGGACUAUACCUCCCCGUAGGACCCCUUCGCCACGUUUUCCCCGUAUAAAAAUAUCCGUUACUGGUGGCCAGAGACCUCGUAUAAUUGGAGACAAUGGAGUUAGAAGUGAUGGACAAACGACUAUCAUCAGACUCACUGGUAACGGCUACGUCAAUUACGACUUUGCCAGACUUCCAGCAGAAUUCAUCCGACAGACAAACGAGGAAGAGAUAACCUUCUACUUUCUCACUGACCAGGAGAAUGGUCUUGUCUGGCUCCAAGAAGACCCGGACCGUGUCAUGUACAUGAGCAUGAAGGAUGGAUAUCUCCGCUACGUCAACGACCAGGAUCCUUACGGCCCACAGGAGGUGAUGAUCAGACCGCAAAAUGGUGCCCGCUUCAACGACUGGUCCUGGCACUUUGUCAAUAUUUCCAGAAUAGGCAGAGACAUUGAGAUCAAAGUGGACAAUAAUCACAGGGCUCGUUACACGCUUCCACAAUCAAGUCGAAACCUUCAUUUUCUGACCCGGUCGAAUGUGUACCUAGGGGGUCACCAUGACCCAACUGACGUCACUGGUGGACUGGUGGACAGGGGACUGAAUGGCGGCAUAGCCAAGGUCCUCUACACUACAAAAUCGCCUCAAGAAAUCAUCUACGUGAAUCUUAUCUCACAAGGAAAAGCGAGCAUCCAUGGACCCGUUCGCUUUGUGAAUGGAACCAUUGGCAGAGUAAGCCCACCGACUUACCCACCACGUACUACGAGACCCCCUGCCACCCCUAAGCCAAGACCUAUCGGCCCUGGGCCCAUAACUUUCAGGUCAUCCAGCGUCCGUCUCGAACUGCCUCGAGUCCAGAUCAACGACGGGACGAUCAUGUCAUACAAAUUCCAGACUAUCGAAGAAAAAGGGUUGAUGUUGUAUACCUACGGGAGUCCACGGAAACCAGGGGCCUUCUUCGCUGUUGAAAUGUACGACGGCAAACUCUACUUCGUGUACAACUUCGGCGACGUCGCUCACCGAAUACAGUUUUCAGAACGUGACGUCUCGGACGGUCAACAACACUCUAUUGAAGUCCGUUUCUACAACAACUACAUCAUUUUGAUGCUGGACGGGAAACAGAAGAGGAUUGAUCUGAACAGCAGAGAAGGACUUCCCAUCGCGUUCCAGCGCGCUUUGUAUCUCGGAGGGUACACAACAUACAGCAAUAACCUCGCGGAAAGCAGUCGUCUCCCUUGGCAUAUUUGGUCCCGGGAUGGCUAUCAAGGAUGUUUUGAAGAUUUCAAGAUCGACCGCAAGAGGCUUGAUCUCCACCAGUUGGCCGUAUCCCAGAACGUGUUCGGUAACGUUGACCGUCAAUGCCUUGCGAUGCCCCGAAAGUGUCAGCUGAACCAGAUGCCUUGUGUGCAUGGAGGAUGCAGAGACACCUGGAACGGCUAUGUUUGCGACUGCUCCAACACCGCCUACACCGGCAAGAACUGUGACAUAGCUGCCUUAGUAGGAUCAUUGAACGGUCAGCAGUUCGGACACCUGCCAGUUCUCUCAUUAGGCACUCACACCAAUGACCUGUCUCUCCGCUUCAAGACCCCCCUCAGCAACGCCUUCCUCUUCCAGACCUAUACAGGGGAAUCGGACGAGUAUCUCCGGGGAAUCCUGGAAGAUGGACGCAUCAAGGUCACCACUAACCUCGGAGGUGUAGUGAAGAGGUACUACGCAGGUGAAGGUCUCAAUGACCUCGACUGGCACAACCUGUACAUUCGUCGUCGUGGAAACCAGAUAGAACUCUGGGUGGAUGAUUUUCCGUCUCAACUCGGCAAUCUCAAUGGCGAAAAUUUCUUCUUCGAUAUUGAGCGUAUAUAUCUGGGAAGUCUAAAGGGUUCUGACAUCAACGUCAAGAAUUACCCGAACUACAUCGGAUACAUGCAGAACUUCCGCAUUAAUGAAAUAGACGUUCUGAAUGAGCUUCAGAGGAUGGGGGCAGGCACCGUGAACUUCACCAUCUCCACCAUCCCACAACUUCCUCCCCUCAUCUACAACCCUGUUACUGUCACAUCUCGCAAUACCUACGUCCAGCUCGAGACUCUGCGAGUUCCCCCGAGAAUGGUGCUCUCGUUUAUGUUCAAGACCCAAGAGUCGAGUGGAGUCAUAUUGUUCAAUGGCGGACUUAACAGGGAGUUCAUCGCCCUGGAGCUGUAUAAUGGAUACCUGCAUUUCACCUUUAACACAAGCGAUAGCGCAUCUGCCUUGAGGAUAAGCACUCCCCAGUCUCUUAAUGAUAAUAAAUGGCAUCAAGUUAUUCUCCGACGUAAUGGAGACGGCAAGAGCUUUACUGUCUCAGUGGAUGAAUACAGGUCAACGCUUGGGAGUGAAACAGCGGAUGGGCGGCUGGAUCUUCAGGGGCCUCUCUAUAUCGGCGGUUUACCAAAUAAUUUGUUCUCGCAGGAAUAUAUAAUGAAGGCUCUCCUGUCCAAGACUGGGUUCCAGGGAUGUCUGGCUUCCAUCGAUAUGAGUGGUGCUGUUCCCGACCUUCUGAAAUAUUCCAGAGGGAACCCCAACGUUAUAAGUGGCUGUACAGAUGUUAUAAAUGAAGUUUGUCUGGUCGACUCCUGCAAGAACUUCGGUGUCUGUAUACCUGCAGGGGAUCGCUAUUUCUGUGACUGCAACAUGACGUCAUACAUUGGAACUAUCUGUACUGAAGAGGCUACAGGAUUCCGAUUCAUGGAGAAUAAUAAGCCUGGGAUACUGGUAUACACCUAUCCUCCUCUCGAGCGUCCCAGCACCAUGCACGACGACAUCGCCCUCGGCUUUAUGACGUAUGAGAAGGACGGUGUCCUCAUGCGAGUGAAGAGUCAGUACCUGGAUGAUUUUAUUGAGCUGCGAUUGGAAGAUGGAUACGUUGUUGCCGAAUACCUGACGGACAUUAACGGAAAUCCCCAGCCAAUUGUCCAGUCAUCCCGGAGGUUAAAUGACGGAAAGUAUCACCAGGUUCGCUUCUUGAGGACCAGCAAUAACGCCACAUUGUUCGUGGACACUUUACCUGGAAAGACCAUCCUGCAUUCUUCUCGACAUGGUUUAUUCGACAAACAAGGCACCAUCUAUAUUGGCGGUUUCCAGGAGAAAGGAGUAACCAAGAGUGCAUUCAAUGGCAUUAUUGCCGGUCUCCAUAUCAAUGGCUUGCACGUCUUGAAUAAAGCGGCGAAUAAGCAGAGUACCCUCUGGUCGGGAGAUGUUGUGGUGGCCCCCAAACCAUUUACCUUGACCAUUAAUCAAACACCACGACCCCCGACGUGGAUCACGCCUACAAAUCCCAUAAUACCACCAUUUGUACCACCCACACCCAGUCCGCCAGUUACGGACACGUUUGUGCCACCCGGCGUUGGAGGUGGUGGAACAGGGUGGACUGGCGGUGGCGGUGGCGCCGGCGGUGGCGCCGGCGGUGGAGGUACGGGAGGUGUCGGCAUUGGCGUUCUCCCAUCAGGAACAGGAGGAUCCGGAGUUAUGACAGGGCCUCUCGCUCAGCCAGUGGCAGCAGCGGCAGUAGCUGCACCCCCAGUUCUAGGAGCAGGAGGACCCAGAGCUGGAGUCGUGGUUGGAACAGUCCUUGGAAUCUUGGCUUUGAUGAGCAGUUUGAUGUGGGCUUUCUAUCGAUGCAAGCCCGGCUACUGCGGCGGUUGUGCUGGUCCUGCUACCGCUGCUCCUAUAACCAUAUCCCCACCUAGACCCGGCAAUAACCUUGGUGUUGUCCAAGCCCUUAGCGGAUCAGGCGCUGGCGCAGGCGCAGGUGCCGGAGCAGGUGGUGGAGGGGUCAAGAUUGUCAACGGUUCACCCACCCACGGAGCUGGUGGUGGGUCCAGUGCUGCCUUCUCUAGCUACUUCGCAUCUCAAUCAGCAGGAGGUGGCGGUGGAGGAGGAGGAGGAGGAGGAAGCGCUGGCUAUGAUUCUGCAACUCUCAGAGCAACAAAGACAUUCACAAGUUCAGGAACCACAAUCGGAACACCCAAGCCAGCCAGAGCAAAUCUCGGAUCCACAACAUCUGGAGCCAGUGGCUAUUCAUACAAUCAAAACACAAUGGGCCGGUCAGUAGUUGACGGAACAUCAAACGUUCAUGGUGGAAAUUCAGUAUCGUCAUACCAUUAUGAAGGUGGCAUGGCUGAUUACGACAUGGCACCAGGAAUAAGCGGAUCGGCAGCAAAUUACCAAAGCAAUACCAUGGGCCAUGCCGGAUACUCUACCUCGACAAUGUCAUCCAAUUUCAACUACCAAGUACAAAGUGUGAAAACAGUUACAGGACAGCAACAGAUGAUGGGAUACGCUGGAUCACCGAAUUUUGCCGCGGCCCCUGGAGCGAUGGGGGAGGAAGUGAGAGUCGACUGUUGUCUUAUUACUGCUGAUGGGCGGAGUGUUGUUACCGGAUCCAGCUUAGGUCCACCCCAGGUCUGGGAUAUGCAGAGUGGUGAACUAUUACGUAUAAUGAAAGGAGAUACAGUAGGCUCGACAAACUUACACUUGGCCUGCAACGACAGGCUGUUGGUUGGAGCCGUGAACGCCGACCUUGAAAUCAACAACUUUUCCAUCGGCAAGGGAGUCACAAACAGGAGGCUACAGAUCUGGGACUUCAGCACUGGACGUCCUCUAGAGAUGUCCGAACAAGAAUACUGUUCAGCGUUGUGCGUCAUGGGAGACGGAGACAAAGUUAUUUUUGCCCGCACAGACAAGUACGGAUCUGGAACGGAGGUGGUCCUCUGGGAUCUCAUGGGCAACCAACCUAUUAAACAUAUGAAAUAUGAUUGCCCAAUUGGAAACAAUGACUUUGUCAACUACAUUAACCUUUCUCAGAACAAUCGCUACGUGUUGAUAGGCUUUACUGUCGACAAUAACACCGAAUAUGUUGUGUUUGAUAUGACAAUCACCAGCUUCAAUGUUUUGGAGCCCAUCUUCCGUUCUUUCGACGCCAACCCUGAUUGCACGGCCAUCUUACCACGUGACGAAGCCGUUACAGGAUUGCGUAAUGGUGACCUGUUUAUUUGGAGCUUGCGCACUGGCGAGGCUAGCCGUCAGUUGGUUUCCGGUGCAAGUGGGCAUGCUCACAACCGCGAGAUUAAGGCCGUGGCGUUGUCUGACGACAACAGAUACCUGGUGUCGGCUUCUGCUGAUGGCACACUGAAGGUGUGGGACAUGACGACAGAGAGGCAGAUUCACACUCUGGUUGGACACUCUGAUGAGGUAUGGUGUGUAGCGAUCUCACCCGACUCGGAGAUUUGCGUUUCCGGUUCACGUGACGGAACCAUCCGCCUAUGGCGUCUCAAGAACGGAUCUGAAAUCUGCGCCUUCAACGCUGGGGUCGAUGAAUUCCACGUCACCAUGAGCCAUGACAAGAGUACCAUUGUUGCCCUUGGAGACAAAUAUGGCGCCCGGAAGUUGAUCAUGUUGCAGGUCGUGCGCAGCAAGAUUCGACGACAGCUGAGCUCUUAAAUACUUCUGUCUAGAAAACCAAGAGUUGCCUCCCUUAUCUCAUGUGGCUGCAGUAAUCUCACGUGCAAUGUAUUUAUUCAACAACCGCUGCUUUUAUGAUACUGUGUAAUGCGACUUAACGUAAAUCUGUAUUACAGACCCACAUCUGGAAAGCCAAAAAUAUGUACGUAUUCCUGUAACACAAGAUAUGAUACAACGAUCUCAAUAUAGUUUAUACCUUUGUAUAUAUAUUAUGAAAUGUAAUUUAAUUCUUUUUCAAUAUAACUCUUAUCUGUUGAUUUGAAAUUCGAAAUUAAUGUUAACAAUAAAUAUACUAGUAUCUAAGUUUCUCAAUUUAUUACAUUAUUUUAAUGAUGUGUGCUAUAUCGGUAAUAUGUAAUUGUAAUAAUUAAGGAAACUAGCACGUCUUUAGGGUUUAUUUUAUAAUAACAUUGCUACCUGCCGUUAAUAUCAGCCUUUUUGUUUACAUAUAUAUUUUAAAUGAAGUAUGAAUAAUUAUAACUGGGUUCUGGGAUGUGCGCAUGCGUUUAUUUGCACGUGCACUGAGCUCAGCGUGCAGUCUUGCCAUAAGCCCUAUUCCAUAUAACCUCGAUAUACAUUCAAAGUGAGUGAGGGAGCAGGACGAAAUCAAACAUAAUUAUGUCGAGUCCUUAAGUACCUACGCACGAUUUUCUUCAAAUUGAAGAAAAGAUGGAAAAUACUCGUCAUGUAUAUUUGCCAUAAUAUACCAACGAUUCAUGAAUAAUGUAAGUCCAAAAAUCAAAGAUCAACGUUCAUGAUUUGAGUCACUUCCGGCGAAAGGACAUUACCGGAAGUGCGUAUGAAUCUCCAAAACUGAAUGAAGAACUAUUUUGUAAUACGUUUACGUGUUUCAUGGUGCUACCGUUCUUGUAUCCUCCCAAUAGUGCCUAGAUAGUGCAUAACAAAUUACCACGAAGUCUUUUAACCCACAAAUAGGUUUGACACAGUUAGUAAUGCUCUGUCUUGGUUGUAUUGUUCUGUAAGAUGCUGUUAAAUCUUUGAACUUUUUAUUUGUAUUUUCAUGCAGUUUAAUAUAUUCUUUUUACAUGUAUAUGUGUAUUUCUGAAGUACGCCUGCCAUUAUUUGAAAUAUCUUGUGAUUGUAUGGCACAACACCUUAGAAAUAAAAGUUUGUAUGAUUAAAAUUAAGGCUUGUUUAUAUAA